Monopterus albus (swamp eel) is the source of this 565-nucleotide messenger RNA. It is a transcript of the gene romo1, whose product is annotated as reactive oxygen species modulator 1. Bases 170 to 409 code for a protein of 79 amino acids. The record is from RefSeq and is a predicted model, not a curated record. Gene Ontology annotation, cellular component: TIM23 mitochondrial import inner membrane translocase complex. The transcript is spliced from 3 exons. Lineage: Eukaryota; Metazoa; Chordata; Actinopteri; Synbranchiformes; Synbranchidae. Gene Ontology annotation, biological process: protein import into mitochondrial matrix; protein insertion into mitochondrial inner membrane.
CUUCCAGGUUACUACUUCUCUUUAUUUGCUUCCUCGACCUCAAUCUCCUUCCUUUAUCCGGUUAUGGAGGUCUGCCAGAAAGACAUUUAAACGCCGUUACGCUAAAAAAAUAAGACAAACUUCCAGUUAGGAACCAGAAGACCAACCUCAUUUUAACAUUUAAUCCAAGAUGCCAGUGGCUGUUGGUCCAUAUGGCCAGACUCAACCCAACUGUUUUGAUCGAGUCAAGAUGGGCUUCAUGAUGGGGUUUGCAGUAGGGAUGGCUGCUGGUGCCAUGUUUGGCACUUUCUCCUGUCUCAGGAUCGGCAUGCGUGGCAGGGAGCUGAUGGGAGGAGUAGGGAAGACCAUGCUGCAGAGUGGGGGGACUUUCGGCACCUUCAUGGCCAUCGGGAUGGGUAUCCGUUGCUGAGGAGGAUGAGGGAUGACGCCCUCCACCUCGUCACAACAUUACAGCUAUGGGACUUUUCCAUUCACUACAACCUCAGCUCACUGUCCACUCGAUGCUGUUGCACUCUCAAAGCCCAGUCUAGUUUUGUCAAUAAAGAUCCAAGAUUUGUCAAAUGGG